Messenger RNA from Neltuma alba, 395 nucleotides. Its product is annotated as auxin-induced protein 15A-like. Lineage: Eukaryota; Viridiplantae; Streptophyta; Magnoliopsida; Fabales; Fabaceae. The transcript has a single exon. Bases 1 to 282 code for a protein of 93 amino acids. The record is from RefSeq and is a predicted model, not a curated record. Gene Ontology annotation, biological process: response to auxin.
AUGGGUUUUCGGCUACCCGGAGUCAGAAGGGCCUCUUCAUUUUCAAGAAACCUUGCAUCUUCAAAAGGAGUCGACGUGCCAAAAGGCUUUCUUGCAGUCUAUGUUGGAGAGAAAAUGAAGAGAUUUGUGAUUCCCAUAGCAUACCUGAACCAACCUGCAUUUCAAGAUUUGCUGAGUCAAGCAGAGGAAGAAUUUGGUUAUGAUCAUCCAAUGGGUGGCCUCACAAUUCCUUGCACUGAAGAGUCCUUUGAGAACGUAACUUCAUGCUUGAAUGGCUGCUGACAAUUUAUUGUUUUGAUUUCAAUUAUGACUAACAUAGACUAGUGAUUAGUCAAAACAAUGUUGUAGUGUAAACAAAUUCUUGUAAUGUAAAGAUUUUUCCUACCAUUCUUGGG